GCGGGCCUUUAACCUGUGACUAGCCUAGCCCUUUUUGCAGCGAUUCCUCUUUCUUUAGGCUGAAUUAAUCAAUGCUGUGUCACUCUUAUGGCUAUUUAACUUGUUGUUAAAUUGUCUUAUAAAUAACGCGUGGAUAUGUUAGAGUUUAAUCUGGCAUCUGCAAGGUUUAAACCCCUCUCUUCAGCUGCUAGCUAGCUCGGUUAGCUUGCCAUGCUAGCUUGUUGACAACAACAACAUUCCUGCUCGGAUUAUCAACUCCGAUAAGAGAGAGAGAGAGGAGGGAGUUAAAAGAAGAGAAACGACACCAUGUCUAUUCAGUAUGAGGAGCCCACGUUAGCGGGCAGUUACGGUGUGGUGGGCUCGUUUCCUAAAAGUUUUGGUUACGGGGUUGAAGAGGAGGAAGAGGAGGAGGACGACAUGGAUGAGAGCUCAGCAUCAGCAGACAAGCCCAGGAUCCUGCUGAUGGGUCUGAGGAGGAGCGGAAAGUCCUCCAUCCAGAAGGUGGUUUUCCACAAAAUGUCACCAAACGAGACUUUGUUCCUCGAGAGCACCAACAAAAUCUACAAGGACGACAUUUCCAGCAGCUCCUUUGUCAACUUCCAGAUCUGGGACUUUCCUGGCCAGGUGGACUUUUUCGACCCUGCAUUCGACAGCGAGAUGAUCUUCAAGGGAGCCGGGGCCUUGAUCUUUGUCAUUGACGCUCAGGAUGAUUACGUGGAAGCUCUCGUACGGCUACAUCUAACCGUAUCCAGAGCCUACAAAGUGAAUCCAGACAUCAACUUUGAAGUGUUCAUCCAUAAAGUAGACGGUCUGUCAGAUGAUCACAAAAUAGAAACACAGAGAGACAUUCAUCAGAGGGCCAACGAUGACCUGGCGGAUGCCAGCCUGGAGAAAGUUCACCUCAGUUUCUACUUGACCAGCAUCUACGACCACUCCAUAUUCGAGGCCUUCAGUAAAGUCGUCCAGAAGCUCAUUCCUCAGCUGCCGACUCUGGAGAACCUUUUGAACAUUUUCAUAUCUCACUCUGGGAUUGAGAAAGCCUUCCUGUUUGAUGUUGUCAGCAAGAUUUACAUCGCCACAGACAGCUCUCCUGUGGACAUGCAGUCCUACGAACUCUGCUGUGAUAUGAUAGAUGUCGUCAUCGAUGUCUCCUGCAUUUACGGGCUAAUGGAGGAUGGCAGCGGCUGUGCGUAUGACAAGGAGUCUUUGGCUAUCAUCAAACUGAACAACACUACAGUGCUUUAUUUGAAAGAGGUCACAAAGUUCCUCGCACUCGUCUGCAUCCUCAGAGAAGAGAGCUUCGAGAGGAAAGGUUUGAUAGAAUACAACUUUCACUGUUUCCGUAAAGCCAUACACGAAGUGUUUGAAGUUGGCACCUCGACACUGGGCGACGUCCAGAAUCCAGCGAGCUCGUCCAGCAACAGCCUGACGGGCUUGAAAUACGCCGCACUCAACGGAAGCGCCCUUUAAGAUGGGGGGGGGGGGGAGAAGACGACGACGACGUGACUUUACUGUAAUUCUUUGGUUUACCUGAAGUGCGGUGAGGGGUGGAGAAAUCAUAUAUCGAGGAAGCACUUGAACACACGUUGCCUUGUUUUGUGCAACUGAAUGUGAAUCAGUUAGAGAAGCUGAGCCGCAGUUGAUGAACCGAGCUCAGAUUAUAGACCUUAAUUUUGACAGUUUUCAGGGAGGAUGAGAGGUGAUCUGAUCUACCUGCUUCUCUUGUAACAAAGAGAAGAAUUAUGUUUGUCAAACUUGUCUGGAUUUAUACUCUUAGAGGUGACACAUGCCAAAAAUAACUAAAUCAUGUACGUAUGUUUUUCCUGCACAAUUAUCAGUAUGUCAGCCAUGUUUACCUUCUUCUCGGCCAGUUAACUCUGUGUACUCUACAUUAUACAAAUACAGUUAAAGCACAACGUACAAUGUAAAAACGCUUCAUUGACUCAACUAGUAACUUGAGUUUGAUGCUUGUUUGCACCAGGUACGCUACGACAGCUACGACAGCUACGACAGAACAAACUUUUUAUGUUCCUGCUCAUUUUACCGUGAAAUAUAGUGAGCUGUAAGUGGGUUUAAUCCCCAAUAUGAAAAAAAAGAAAAGAAAGUCCUGUGGAGCGUAGUGUUUGUUCUUCAGUGUGUUUUCUGUUGAUAAUGACUCAUGCGACCAGUGCUCUGCUCAGGAUCUCCUCAGACCAGGACUGUGCCAGCUCCACCAUUAGAGCCUCGGUUGAUUAACAGAGGAGGUGACGGCAUUUUCAUCUUAAUGGAGUCUGGAAUAACUGAUUAUGCUUUUCGCUCGGCCGACACGCCACGCCUGCUGACAGCUGAGUUUUUGUAGCUUGAUGAACAUUUUGGCCAAAUUUACCACACAGAGAUUCAGUUUGUAGCAGCUGUGUUUGCUUUUCUGUACAACUUGAUUAAUAUCUCAGAGACCAUGAGGAUUUGUUUUUACGACUGUAUAAAGUUCUUUAAUAAAAUAAGUUUCUA
This is a messenger RNA of Scomber japonicus (chub mackerel), 2487 nucleotides long. RefSeq names its product Ras-related GTP binding Cb (gene rragcb). The record is from RefSeq and is a predicted model, not a curated record. The coding region runs from base 307 to 1470 and encodes 387 amino acids. Gene Ontology annotation, cellular component: Gtr1-Gtr2 GTPase complex; nucleus; lysosome. Lineage: Eukaryota; Metazoa; Chordata; Actinopteri; Scombriformes; Scombridae. Gene Ontology annotation, biological process: regulation of autophagy; cellular response to amino acid stimulus; cellular response to starvation. The transcript has 7 exons. Gene Ontology annotation, molecular function: GTP binding; GTPase activity.